Trichomycterus rosablanca is the source of this 1902-nucleotide messenger RNA. RefSeq names its product ring finger protein 41 (gene rnf41). The coding region runs from base 204 to 1160 and encodes 318 amino acids. Gene Ontology annotation, biological process: protein ubiquitination. NCBI's taxonomy places the organism in Eukaryota, Metazoa, Chordata, Actinopteri, Siluriformes, Trichomycteridae. The transcript has 7 exons. Gene Ontology annotation, molecular function: ubiquitin protein ligase activity. The record is from RefSeq and is a predicted model, not a curated record.
AGAGGAAGGUGUUGUACGGACGACUACAUGAACAUUGGGAACGUUUAAAUAAAUACACCAAGUUAACGAUUUAUGUCCAUGCUGGAACAGGACACCAUGAGUUUCAUCUAGGAGGUUUUUCUUUACUGACCCAUGAAGACUGACCAGCAGGGAACCACGAGAGCAGGGCUGCACUGAGGAGGCGGGCGAUCCAGUGAUGUGCAAUGGGGUACGACGUCACCAGGUUCCAGGGGGAAGUGGAUGAGGAUCUGCUCUGUCCCAUUUGCAGCGGCGUGCUGGAGGAGCCAGUGCAGGCCCCGCACUGCGAGCAUGCCUUCUGUAACGCCUGCAUCACUCAGUGGUUCGCGCAGCAGCAGAUCUGCCCGGUGGACCGCACCGUGGUGACGUUGGCGCACCUGCGCCCGGUGCCCCGCAUCAUGCGCAACAUGCUGUCCAAGCUGCAGAUCUCGUGCGACAACGCCGGCUUCGGCUGCACGGCCACGCUGCGCCUCGACCAGCUCCAGUCCCACCUCAAGGACUGCGAGAACAACCCGAAGCGACCGGUCGUCUGUGAGGAGGGCUGCGGGCUGGAGAUGCCCAAAGACGAGAUGCACAACCACAACUGCAUCAAGCACCUGCGCAGCGUGGUGCAGCAGCAGCAGACGAAGCUGGCAGACCUGGAGAAGACGGCGGCCGAGCACAAACACCAGCUGGCCGAGCAGAAACGGGACAUACAGCUGCUCAAAGCGUACAUGAGGGCGAUCCGCAGCGCCAACCCCAACAUGCAGAAUCUGGAGGAGAGCAUAGAGUACAACGAGAUCCUGGAAUGGGUGAACUCUCUGCAGCCGGCCCGCGUGACGCGCUGGGGCGGUAUGAUCUCCACGCCGGACGCCGUGCUCCAGGCGGUCAUCAAGCGCUCGCUCAUCGACAGCGGCUGCCCGCUGUCCAUCGUCAACGAGCUCAUCGAGAACGCCCACGAGCGCAACUGGCCCCAGGGCCUGGCCACGCUGGAGACCCGGCAGAUGAACCGCCGGUACUACGAGAACUACGUCGCCAAGCGCAUCCCGGGCAAGCAGGCGGUGGUGGUGAUGGCCUGCGAGAACCAGCACAUGGGCGAAGACAUGAUCCUGGAGCCGGGCCUGGUCAUGAUCUUCGCCCACGGGGUCGAGGAGAUCUUAUAGUCCGGACCGGGGUCCGACCCGGGGACUCGUGUUCACCUGGCGUAAAGCACUCGGCAUGGAAGCAAACGCAAUAUGAAGGAGCUGAAGGUGAGAACCUGCGGCCGACCGACCUGUUGCCUUACAAGGACCUUCUAAAGGAAACUGAAGAAAUCUGCCCCGCCCUGAAAUCGAACCACAACCGAAUGCUGGAGUUUUAUCAAUACCACUGACGGGACUCAUCGAAGUAACAUCGAUUCACCACUUUGUCGAUUAGCGUUUUUACAGACUGAUGAGGAAAACGUCCUGUAAUAUAAAUGCUCUAAUAUGUAUUUUGUAAAUAUGGAAGAUAAAGAAAUAUAAUAUGCUAUCUAUUCUUGGUAUGAUAGAGUAGUUAACAUGCUUUCGCUGCUUUACGUUAAGUGUUUAGAGCCGCCCAGAUCAGAAUUAGUCGGCUUUGUUUUCAUUAAAGAAGGGUUAAGUGAAAUACGGUAGUGGAUAAUUAAUUUGAAUGAUUUUUUUUGGCCUGAAUCACUCUCAGUUUGGACGUCUAAACCCUAAAGCUGCGUUCAAACACUAUCGGGCAAAACCGCUUCCUAAAAAGCCUUGGGUAGGACGUUGGCCACCCUGAUGCUUGGUUUUAGCACUUCAAUCUGACCCAGUUUGCCUCUGACCCUCUCGAAGUAAGACGUUAAAUAACAUAACAUUAAAACCACCUCCUUGUUUCUACACUCACUGUCCAUUUUAUCAGCUCCACUUACCACAU